This is a messenger RNA of Daphnia pulicaria, 1334 nucleotides long. RefSeq lists its product as uncharacterized. NCBI's taxonomy places the organism in Eukaryota, Metazoa, Arthropoda, Branchiopoda, Diplostraca, Daphniidae. The transcript has 6 exons. The record is from RefSeq and is a predicted model, not a curated record. The coding region runs from base 642 to 1319 and encodes 225 amino acids.
UUAUUUCGAGUUGUAAAUCUAUUCUAUCUUGUUAUUAGUUGUUGGUACGACUAGUUACCUUCGAAGAAUAAUUUCCGAUUGUUUAUUGCAUAGUUAAUUAUGGCAUUGUGUUGCUGUUGGGUGUUGUAUCGUUGAUGUCGACCACGAGAGAAAAUCUUUUAAAAGGAAAGAGAAAAGGCAACAGAAGUCAAUCGAGUGAGCAUCUCCGACCCGGCGACAACUUCAUUCUUCGUCGUAUUAUCAGGAUCCAGAUGAUUUCACCACAACUUGUGCUGCUCCUCAAGCUACACUACCAAAGCGCUACAGUACUACACCGAGGCACCUACUGAGACUACGCAACUACGUAUGCUGCCCCAACCUACGACACCGAGGCUCCAGCUUAUUACAUCACCAAGGCUGUCGAAUUCUACACUGGAGCGCCCAAGUACGACAGAAAUCAGUCAAGUGAGCUUCUCCGACACCCAACACGGCAAUCCCGAAGUUUCGAAUAAACUUCGUUUCAAACAGUGGAACGGCAAAGAGUGAAGAACAAGACAAAUUCGACUGCAAUCGCGUCGAAUUGAAUAGUAAAGAUAACAUAUUCGUACGUGUACACCGCGCCGUUAAACUUGACAUUUUUGGUCGGCAAGCCGCACUUGACGAUGGCCGUACCAUCACCUACGACAAGUGCGUUAUUGCCACAGGUGUUAAACGAAAAUCUUUUCCAAUCCCUGAGCGGUGCCCUUAAAGAUGCCCACGAGCACGUAGCGCUGUUCCGCAACAUCGAUGGCGGUAACAUAGGUCGAGUUCUCCGUCCUCCUAAAUAUUUGAGCCAAUGGACAACCGAGAAGGUGAAAGCGGAAAGUGUUAAUGUUUUGCCCAAAACUAAUGUUGAGGGUGUAAUUUUGGAAGACUACAAGGCCGCAUUGACCUUAAACAAUGGUCAAAAGUUUGAAAUGAAAGUUUUCGUAAUUCCGGUUUGGGAUUCAAAUGUUGCCGGUCUGGACAUGUCUGGAAAACGACAGGGCGCCCGUAGCGUUAGAUCCGCCGAAGAUCGUCGCUAUCAUGACGUCGACACGGAAAUGAACGGCCGUUUCAUCACCUCCAACGACAUCCAAAUGGCGGAAUGCAGAAAAUCAAGGCCAGCCCGGAAUGGAACGCAACUGGAACUAGGAUCGGAGGUGGAUCAGCGCCCAAUCCAGCGUCCGGCUGUUUCGAUGUCGAUCGCUGAUAUCCAAUUCAUUCAAGGUAUGGAAUCAUGUCAAUUCAUUUACCACCAUAGAAUAUUUCGCAGCUCAGUUUGGAAUUCGUUGGCAAUGGUCGAAUCGAUCGAUGACUGAAGCGCAGCUGAUCUA